This is a messenger RNA of Ambispora gerdemannii, 426 nucleotides long. The record is from the annotation of a GenBank genome assembly. NCBI's taxonomy places the organism in Eukaryota, Fungi, Glomeromycota, Glomeromycetes, Archaeosporales, Ambisporaceae.
AUGGUAACCAAAACUCCCAUCACUGGUAAAAAACAAUUAACUGAAAGAAUAGCAAAAAAAACUAAAACUCCCCAAAAUCAAGUAAGCAGAAUAAUUGAAGAAUUGUUAGAAGAAACCAAAAAAGCCUUAAUCAAAGGUGAAGAAGUCCGUUUACUGGGUUACUUCUCCUUCCGAACAACUAUGACUACUCCUCGGAUAGCCAUGAACCUCCAAACUAAGAAAAAAAUGAAAGUCCCAGCUAAAAGAGUGCCGAAGUCAAAAAAAACUAAAUUAAAAAAUUUGAAUAUUGAACCUCUAUCAGUAGCCAAGUAUUUUUAUGAGAAAGGAAUAGAGGAUAUGGCUCUUUCUCAGCGACUAAUUUAUCUUUCUUAUCUAGAAGCCCUCAAAGAUGGCUAUUUACUUUUUGGAGAAGAAUGGCAAGCCUGA